CGAAAAUAUUCGGAGUUUCUUUUCUCCAUCGCUAACGUUCAUGCCGAUAUAAUCACAAGACUCAGGCUAUAAGCAUACCCUCAAGCGCAUGUUCCAUUUCCUACAGUCUUGAACUCCCUUCCCCUCCCUCCACGCGAACUUACAAUGCCACCCCUCACAAAAGAGCACGUUCUCUCCAUCUUCGCCCACCUCGCCGCCGGCGAAGCGUCCUCCUUCUUCGACCACGUGGCCGAGGAUGUGGACUGGCUCGUCACGGGCUCCGCGCAUCCCUUAGCCAAGCGGUACCAUUCUAAAGAGCAGUUCAUCAGGGAAAGCUGGCGGGGGGUUGGGUCGAUAUUGCAGAAGCCGAUGAAGUUGAGUGUUGUAGGUGUCAUGGUGGAGCCCGAGGAGGGAGGCAUGAAGGGACGGGCCGUCGUGGAGUUGAAGGGUGUGGGCGGGGUGUUGAAGAGCGGGAAGGAGUAUAACAAUGAGUAUUGCUGGGUGUUGGGUUUCAAUGAUGAUGGGAUGAUUGCUAGUGUGCGAGCGUAUCUGGAUACUGCGAUGCUGAGAGAUGCCCUGGGAGAAAACGCAUCUUGAGGAAUGGGAAUCGCAUAUCGGGCUUCGGAGAAGUUGUACACCUCGAUAAGCUUUUGUAUUCUGCUUCUCUCUAAGUCAACCUAUCAUUACGACUACAUAACGCUGUUACGUUAUUGCUGUCGUUUGUCUGUAGUGGAUUGGGCUCUCUCGUCCUGGCCACUUCCAUUCCAACCUAAGUACUCUCACAACAGGCACCA
Messenger RNA from Trematosphaeria pertusa, 773 nucleotides. RefSeq lists its product as uncharacterized. The transcript is spliced from 2 exons. The record is from RefSeq and is a predicted model, not a curated record. Bases 145 to 576 code for a protein of 143 amino acids. Lineage: Eukaryota; Fungi; Ascomycota; Dothideomycetes; Pleosporales; Trematosphaeriaceae.